This is a messenger RNA of Papaver somniferum (opium poppy), 3729 nucleotides long. Its product is annotated as 7-hydroxymethyl chlorophyll a reductase, chloroplastic-like. The transcript is spliced from 20 exons. Gene Ontology annotation, biological process: chlorophyll cycle. Gene Ontology annotation, cellular component: chloroplast. NCBI's taxonomy places the organism in Eukaryota, Viridiplantae, Streptophyta, Magnoliopsida, Ranunculales, Papaveraceae. Gene Ontology annotation, molecular function: 7-hydroxymethyl chlorophyll a reductase activity. Bases 1 to 1704 code for a protein of 567 amino acids. The record is from RefSeq and is a predicted model, not a curated record.
AUGUUUGAAGAAACUCAUCCGAAACCGUCUGUUCCUGGUGACAUUUGCCAUCUGAGUUUUAACAUUCGAGUCCAAAGGACAUACAACAGUGGAGUACAAAACAUAUUUGGCAUCCGAGAUCAAGAAUCAAGAAGGGAAACACUCAGUUGGAUAACAUUAAAUUGGGCUCUUUGGAGCCCUUUCCCCCUUCAAAAAAAAAAAAAAACAUUAAAUUGCUCUAACCUCAUCCGAUCCCAUUAUUCUUGGCGCGUAAAAAGAAGAAGGAAACGGAACUAUGAACAGAUUAUAGAGAAAACAUUUUUAGGGUUUUUUUGUUUCGGUUCCGUGGCUUCUUUGGUUCUCCCUGUUUUCUCCUCAAUUAUAUCUGCUUCAUCCUCUUCUUCUUCUCCAUCAUCACCACCACCAAAACAAGUUAAAUUGAGAGAAGAUUGGAGAAAUCGUUCAAAACCUAUACCUCCUGGUGGUACUUAUCCUGCUAAAGAUCAGUGCAGUAAAUGUGGAUUAUGCGAUACUUAUUACAUCGCUCAUGUGAAGAAUGCUUGUGCUUUCUUAGGCGAUGGCAUGUCUAGAAUUGAAGGUUUGGAACCUGUGGUUCAUGGUAGAGGGAGGGAUGAAGACUCACUUGAUGAAACUUAUUUAGGGGUUCACGAGGAGUUGUUAUAUGCUCGUAAAACUGAGCCUGUUGAAGGAGCACAGUGGACAGGGAUAGUGACAACCAUCGCGAUAGAGAUGUUGAAAGCAAACAUGGUUGAUGCUGUGAUUUGUGUGCAGAGUGACCCAGAGGACAGAUUUACUCCUAGGCCUGUCUUAGCCAGGACGCCAGAAGAAGUGCUGGAGGCAAAAGGUGUAAAGCCAACACUAUCUCCUAACUUAAACACGCUUGCCCUUGUAGAGGUGCUUCAACUUCCCUUGCGGUUAUGCCGGCUUCUUUUUUGUGGCGUGGGUUGCCAAGUGCAAGCAUUAAGAUCUGUAGAGCAACAUUUGAACUUAGAAGAGCUUUACGUGCUUGGUACGAAUUGUGUGGAUAAUGGAACUAGGGAGGGCCUGGAGAAGUUUCUUAAUGCUGCUAGCACUGAGCCAGAAACAGUUCUUCAUUAUGAAUUUAUGCAAGAUUACAAGGUACACUUGAAGCAUUUGGAUGGCCACAUCGAAGAGGUUCCUUAUUUCUGUCUACCUGCAAAUGACUUAGUUGAUGUUAUUGCCCCGUCUUGCUAUAGCUGCUUUGACUACACAAAUGGGUUAGCAGAUUUGGUGGUGGGAUACAUGGGUGUUCCUAAGUAUUCAGGAGUAAGCAUGCCAAAGCAUCCACAGUAUAUUACGGUCAGAAACCAACGCGGUAAGAAAAUGCUUAAUCUGGUAAAGAAUCUAUUGGAGAUUACACCUACAAUCAGCACUGGUGAUCGCCGCCCAUUUGUCAUGGAGACAGUUAAAGCUGAUGAUGCUGCAAAAAUGGGGAAAGGCCCUUCUCAACCUGCACCUAAGUUUGUUGGGAAUCUAAUCGCGUUUAUUCUUAACUUGAUUGGUCCAAAAGGUUUGGAAUUUGCGCGUUAUUCGUUGGAUUACCACACAAUACGUAACUAUUUGUAUGUAAACCGCACUUGGGGAAAACAAAGAGCUGAUAAACAUAUGCCUUCAUAUGCCAAAAAGAUUGUAGAUCGGUACAAUAAAAAUGGGGAGAUUGAUCGGUUUCUCUCCAACAACUAAUUACUCAACAAAACAUCCAGUAAGCCCUGUCCUCCCUUUCAGAAAUAGUUUCAUGUUUCUGAACAUAAUUUCCAAAAUAGGUGUUCUAGAAGCAUAUUUGAAUUCCAGGUGCGCAAUAUAGUUUUUUAUGAAAUAUCAAUGACCACCAUGUUCUGACACGUAAAACCCCUCUGACCUUACUGCCACUACACAUGGGUGUCAUAGUGGAAUUCUGAAGAACCUCGCGAUAUGAGUUUACACUAUUGCUGUAUAAGUUGCAACCUAGAGCUCAACCAACAAGGAGUGGAUAUACAGUAAGUUAUAUAAGUAGCAUCCUUGAACUCAACCGACAAGGAGAUACAUAACUGGCAUCCUAGAACUCUAGUCAACAAGGAUUCGCUUCAAGUCUUGUUAGUAGCAUCCUAGAGCUCAACCAACAAGGAGAUAAGUUUUUACAAUAUAUUAUAUAUAACUGGCAUCCUAGGACUCUACCCAACAAGGAUUUGCUUCAAAUCAUGUUAGCCACCUCCUCAGAUCUCUCUCUCACUGAUGGCACACGAUGUGGGACGGAGAGGUUGCCUCUGUUUGCAGGGCAUGCAAGGAAGAAAGCGGAGGAAAUACUACAAGUGAUCAAUAAGCUUCAGUCUCUGCAACCACAUACAACCUUCUAUAUUCUUACCAUACAUGUGCCGAUGGAGUCUCAUGACUUUGACUGGACAUGGUUGGCAAAGAGACCACAACUCCGGGAUGGAUAUCAAAACCAACAGGCCAGCCUAGGCUAUUGGAAACUGGAUGUUGCUCUUGUUGAUGGGCUAUUUGCCGUGCAAUUAUGGAUAUGGGAUUGCUUUCUUUUUGAGUGACAAGGCAUGAGAAUUAGGUUGUUCUAAGUCCACGUAGAUACCAACCAAACUUCCUAAUAUAAGAAGUCCCGCUCAAGAAAAACACAAAACUUAGGGAGGGUAUUCUAGGAUCCAACUACGAUUACCUUGUCUGCAUAAUCUUAACCAGGAAGGUUUGCUCAGCCUGGAUCUUAAAUAAAUAUCUGAUUAGGGAUGGAUAAAUCUUUUUCACUCAACAAAUAUGAGAUUUCCUCUGGUUUGCAAUCUAUAAAAGAAUUUAAACUUUGAUCUAGGCCUAGAAACAUUUGCUUGAUUUCCUCUGGCCUCUGUAUUUAUUUAAUUUAACAGAAAAAGUUACAACUAGGCAAACGUAUAUCUCCUCUCUUUCAGUUCAUGGAUCUCACUGGCUUUGCCUAACUAAUAGUGUUGGCAAACAAAGAACAAACACAGUCAGGUCACAUGUUCUCACAUGCUGUUUAGAGUUGACAUUCGCCACGUGUCUUCAUCUUUUUUGUUGUUUAAAGAAUGUUGACACCGAUCGAUUCUCAACAGUUGUUAAGCAUAUAACGGUAGCUAGCCUCGAUCAUGGUUCUGCACUACUUUCUUUCAUAACAUAUAUCUAUAGCUGAUUCGACCAACUUCGGCUGUUCCUUAAAUGGAAUUGACUCACUGGUUUGGUAGACAACUCAGUGGUGGCAAAGGAUACUCUCAUGCUUUCAGUUUCAGUUGGCAAUUGUAGAAAACAAAAUUUGUGAGUCCACUGUUUACUCCAAAUCUAAUUGACUACCGAGUUUUAGUCUAAUGAGCACAGCAUCUUUUUGUCCUUAAAAAGCUAAUAGUCUAACAUCAUGUUUGUUUUUUCCUCAAUAUAGGUAGAGGGUUCUACAUAGAGGUUUAUCUCUAUAUCUAUAUAAAUAUCACUAUAUGAUGUCUCUUAAAAUCGUGUUUGUUUGACCACUAUCUAACAACUCUAUAUUAUGUAGCCAAUUUUAUAUAUUUCUCAUUUUACUCUUAUAAAAUUCAAAAAAUCCAUGAAAAUCCGCUACAACAAAAGAUGUUCACUUUUUUUUGAAACGGGGCAAACAUGUCACUUUUUUUGAAACAGAACAAAAAUAUCACUUUUUCUAAAACGGGUGAAAGUAUCAUUUUUUCUGAAACGGGGCAAAAAAACACUUUUUCUGAAAUGGGGCAAAAAUAUCACUUUUUC